Nannospalax galili (Upper Galilee mountains blind mole rat) is the source of this 2865-nucleotide messenger RNA. It is a transcript of the gene Pla2g4a, whose product is annotated as phospholipase A2 group IVA. The coding region runs from base 184 to 2433 and encodes 749 amino acids. NCBI's taxonomy places the organism in Eukaryota, Metazoa, Chordata, Mammalia, Rodentia, Spalacidae. The transcript is spliced from 18 exons. Gene Ontology annotation, biological process: glycerophospholipid catabolic process. Gene Ontology annotation, cellular component: endoplasmic reticulum; Golgi apparatus; nucleus. The record is from RefSeq and is a predicted model, not a curated record. Gene Ontology annotation, molecular function: calcium ion binding; calcium-dependent phospholipid binding.
CCCCUCCUACCAAGGGGAGAAGACUUUCUUGAAGUCUGAGCAGAGGAAGGAUCCUGACUGACAGAAAGCUCCAGGCACCGCGAAGCCUGAGGAUUCUCAUUUAACUCUGGGAACUGCUGUAAAGAAGUUAGAGUGCCAGAGACGACCUUUGAACUGUGAAAAAUCUCUGCAGUUGGGACCGAAAUGUCAUUCAUAGAUCCUUACCAGCAUAUUAUUGUGGAACACCAGUAUUCCCAUAAAUUCACAGUAGUGGUGCUACGUGCCACCAAAGUAACCAAGGGGACCUUUGGCGACAUGCUUGAUACGCCAGAUCCAUAUGUAGAACUUUUCAUCUCUACCACCCCUGACAGCAGGAAGAGAACGAGACACUUCAAUAAUGACAUAAAUCCUGUGUGGAAUGAGACCUUUGAGUUCAUUUUGGAUCCUAAUCAAGAAAAUGUUCUGGAGAUCACAUUAAUGGAUGCCAAUUAUGUCAUGGAUGAAACCCUAGGCACAGCUACAUUUCUCAUAUCUUCCAUGAAAGUGGGAGAGAAGAAAGAAGUUCCUUUUAUUUUCAAUCAAGUCACUGAAAUGAUUUUGGAAUUGUCUCUUGAAGUUUGCUCAUGCCCAGACCUACGGUUCAGUAUGGCACUGUGUGAUCAGGAGAAAGUCUUCCGACAACAGAGGAAAGAGAAUGUAAAGGAGAGCAUGAAGAAACUCUUGGGUCCGAAAAAGAGUGAAGGCCUGUAUUCUACACGUGAUGUGCCAGUGGUGGCCAUUUUGGGUUCAGGUGGGGGUUUCCGGGCCAUGGUGGGAUUCUCUGGUGUGAUGAAGGCUCUAUAUGAAUCAGGAAUUUUGGAUUGUGCUACCUACACUGCUGGUCUUUCUGGCUCCACGUGGUACAUGUCUACCUUAUAUUCUCAUCCCGAUUUUCCAGAGAAAGGACCAGAAGAGAUUAAUGAAGAGCUAAUGAAAAAUGUUAGCCACAACCCACUCUUACUUCUCACACCACAAAAAAUUAAAAGAUAUGUUGAGUCUUUAUGGAAGAAGAAAAGCUCUGGCCAACCUGUUACCUUUACUGACAUCUUUGGGAUGUUAAUAGGAGAAACACUAAUUCAAAAUAGAAUGAGCACUACCUUGAGUAGUUUGAAGGAAAAAGUCAAUGCUGCCCGGUGCCCUUUGCCUCUUUUUACCUGCCUCCACGUCAAACCCGAUGUGUCAGAGCUGAUGUUUGCUGAUUGGGUUGAAUUUAGUCCAUAUGAAAUUGGCAUGGCUAAAUAUGGUACUUUCAUGGCUCCUGACUUAUUUGGAAGCAAAUUUUUUAUGGGAACAGUUGUAAAAAAAUAUGAAGAAAACCCUUUGCAUUUCUUAAUGGGUGUCUGGGGUAGUGCCUUUUCCAUACUGUUCAACAGAGUCUUGGGAGUUUCGGGCUCACAAAAUAAAGGAGCCACAAUGGAGGAAGAAUUAGAAAAUAUUACAGCCAAGCACAUUGUGAGCAAUGACAGCUCAGACAGUGACGAUGAGUCCCAAGCACCCAAAGGCACUGAAAGCGAAGAUGCUCAAGCAGAGCACCAAAACGAUAAUCAAGCCAGUUGGGUCCAUCGUAUGCUAAUGGCCUUGGUGAGCGACUCAGCUUUAUUCAAUACCCGAGAAGGACGUGCUGGGAAAGUGCACAACUUUAUGCUAGGUUUGAAUCUCAACACAUCAUACCCACUGUCUCCUCUGAGAGACAUUAGCCCACUGGACUCCUUUGAUGAUGACGAACUCGAUGCAGCUGUAGCAGAUCCUGAUGAAUUUGAACGAAUAUAUGAACCACUGGAUGUCAAAAGUAAAAAGAUUCAUGUAGUGGACAGUGGGCUCACAUUUAACCUGCCAUAUCCCCUGAUCCUGAGGCCUCAGAGAGGUGUGGAUCUCAUCAUCUCCUUUGACUUCUCCGCAAGGCCAAGUGACACGAGUCCUCCGUUCAAGGAACUUCUACUUGCAGAAAAGUGGGCUAAAAUGAACAAACUCCCCUUUCCAAAGAUUGAUCCUUAUGUUUUUGAUCGAGAAGGACUGAAGGAGUGCUAUGUCUUUAAACCCAAGAACUCAGAUAUGGAGAAAGAUUGUCCAACUAUCAUCCAUUUUGUUCUGGCCAACAUCAACUUCAGAAAGUACAAGUCUCCAGGUGUUCCAAGAGAAACUGAAGAAGAGAAAGAAAUAGCUGACUUUGACAUCUUUGAUGACCCCGAAUCGCCGUUUUCAACCUUUAACUUUCAAUAUACAAAUCAAGCAUUCAAAAGGCUACAUGAUCUGAUGUACUUCAAUACACUGAACAACAUUGACGUGAUAAAGGACGCCAUAGUUGAAAGCAUUGAAUACAGAAGACAGAAUCCAUCUCGUUGCUCUGUUUCCCUCAGUAAUGUUGAAGCAAGAAGAUUUUUCAACAAGGAAUUUCUAAGUAAACCCACAGCGUAGGCUGUGUGUUGGAAAGUGCAAGUCAUUUGACUUCCAUGACAACUGGAUGUAAAGGCACAUUAGAUGUAGUUUACUGAGCGUAAGAGACAGGCAGAUACUCAGAGUUGCAGUUAUGUAGCUGCAGGAAAUGAAUACUCUUAGGAACUGUUAGGUGGGAAAUGAUGCUGAUUAUGUAACAUUAUACUUAGUAACAGUUCCUGUCAGUAUGAAUAGGGAUAUAUACUUUAUUUUAAACAUUCCUCGUCAAACUUUUUUACCUGUGCUCUUUUUAAAAAUGUGGUUUUAAGAUAUUUAAUAGUUCAACUCAAUAAUUAAGGCUCCCCAUUGUGUGUGUGAAUGAAUGAUAUUCACUGAGUAGAUUUAUUCAUGCCAGGAUACAACACUAUUUUUAUUUAUAGAUGCAUAUACACAUAUGAAAUAAACACCUCAAUG